Molecule: messenger RNA, 2144 nt
Organism: Carassius carassius (crucian carp)
Lineage: Eukaryota; Metazoa; Chordata; Actinopteri; Cypriniformes; Cyprinidae
Product: serine/threonine-protein phosphatase PGAM5, mitochondrial
Exons: 6
Coding region: 251-1120 (289 amino acids)
Biological process (GO): positive regulation of mitochondrial fission
Cellular component (GO): mitochondrion
Source: RefSeq, a predicted model, not a curated record
UUCGCCGUGACUGCUUUUGGAUGUUUCUUGAGUUCAAAUACAUUCUCUUACACAUGACUCAGGAAGAAAAAGUUUUUAUUUUUAUUUUUAUUUUUUUAAUGGUCAUGGCGAGGUACCAGUGACAGUUUGUCAUUUUGCUUGACGUUGUGUGAAAGGAGGAAACGGCGGCACUUCCUCAGCAGAGUUACUCAGUGGCAGGCAGUGCGUCGUAGCAGCUGUUAACUCUCAUUUGACUCCUCUUGUUGAAGUCAUGUCGUUUCGGAGAGCGAUCAGUCUUGCGUGCGGCUUCGCCGGCGGAUCUGCGGUGCUGGUGUGCGCGGCGGUCGCGGCAGAUAAACACGGCUACUUCGCAGACCGAUGCCGGUUGAGAGAGACCCUGGCUGCCGUGCACGCUGCGCAGCCUCCGGCAUGGCCCACUGCGAGCGGAUGGGACUAUAACUGGGACAAACGUGAUCCCUCAUCUCUGGUGAACGGGAAGAGAAAGGAGAGCACCGGUGACGGUGGAAGUCCGGAUGCGGAGAACAGCAAACCCAAAGCCACACGCCACAUCUUCCUCAUCAGACACUCGCAGUACAACCUCAAGGGGGAUGGAGAUAAAGAGAGGAUACUGACACCUUUAGGACGUGAACAGGCCGAGUACACAGGACAGAGAUUAGCGGCGCUCGGACUGAAGUACGACGUUCUCAUCCACUCCUCCAUGACCAGAGCUACAGAGACGGCUAGCAUCAUCAGCAAAUACCUGCCAGAUGUGGAGCUUGUGAGCUGUGAUUUACUGCGAGAGGGUGCUCCCAUAGAGCCUGUCCCACCCGUCACACACUGGAAACCUGAAGCAGUGCAGUACCAUGAGGACGGCGCGCGGAUCGAGGCAGCAUUCCGCCGCUACAUCCACCGAGCGGACGCCAAGCAGAAGGAGGACAGCUACGAGAUCAUCGUCUGUCAUGCUAAUGUCAUCCGCUAUUUUGUGUGCAGGGCUCUGCAGUUUCCUCCAGAGGGCUGGCUGAGGAUGGGCCUGAACAACGGCAGCAUCACCUGGCUGACGAUUCGUCCCAGCGGCCGAGUGGGUCUCAGAGCGCUGGGAGACUCGGGCUUCAUGCCUCCAGAUAAACUGACCCGGACAUGACGUUCUCCAGCUAGACCAGCAUGCCUCAAAACAGCCUAGAACUGAAGGAUCGUUGAGAUGGACAGAUGGUAGAGUUGCAAAGGAUUUCCUUAAAUGUUCUCCUGAAUGUUUUUUUAAGGCUAUUUUAGAGUCACAAUAUUCCAGAAUAUGGAAUGCGAUUUCAUAUUCAUCAACUUUAGGAGAAGAUUGCUGUGAAUUUCAUUUGCUACUCUACCAUGUGUUUCUGUGUUGAUCAGUGACCCCACAAGUGUCUUGAGUGUAUUGGUUUUGUAUUUUUUAAAACAAGCAAGUUGAGAAUUAUAGAUGUUUCUUCAAUUAGACACUCCUGUGCCAUGCUUUGUCUGAACUAAGGUGAAAUUAACCAGCAAGUGUACUUUUUUUAUGUAUAUGACGAGGCGUUUAUUUUCCAGUAGCAUUAUGCAAACUCUGGAUGCCUUGUUUUGGCAUUGGUGUGUAUUUGCACUGUUUACUUGGAAUCGUUUAUCAUUGUUUUAGAAGCACGGUGAAAUGUGAGUAUCUUGCCAUUGAAAGGUUGAGGAUGUUAUUGUUUACGGAAGUAAAAAAAUUCAUUAAUUGAGUUGUUUACAAGUGUCAUUCAAUGUUUGAGUCAGGUAAUGGAUUAAAAAAAUGUCCAGAUAUUUUACAUGAGGAAAAAAAGUCUUUGUGAGCAUAAGAAACAUUUGAACUGUCAUGCACAUGAGAAAAAUACCUUGUUUACAAAUAUAACAAAUGUGUUUUGUACCUUUGUACAUGUACAUUUCAAGAUUUUUUUCUUGUAGAGCCAGAGAAAGUCAGUGACGUUAUAAGACUGCACACUUUAUUUAUCCUUCGUCAAUAGAACAUCAAAUACUCUUCUUUAACAUACAGUACUGUAAUAAAAUAGGACUAGAAAUGCAAGCAACGUAAAGGCCAGGACAACAAAAAUAAUUCAAUUCUCAACAAUAAACUGCAACUCAUUUUCAAUUGGCCAGUGUUGGCACUACAAAGCAUCAUUUAACAAAAAGUAAGGCUGGCAUUGAUACAA